Messenger RNA from Mus musculus (house mouse), 1206 nucleotides. RefSeq names its product forkhead box I3 (gene Foxi3). Lineage: Eukaryota; Metazoa; Chordata; Mammalia; Rodentia; Muridae. The record is from RefSeq and is marked provisional. The transcript is spliced from 2 exons. Gene Ontology annotation, molecular function: DNA-binding transcription factor activity; sequence-specific DNA binding. Bases 4 to 1203 code for a protein of 399 amino acids. Gene Ontology annotation, biological process: regulation of DNA-templated transcription; regulation of transcription by RNA polymerase II. Gene Ontology annotation, cellular component: nucleus.
GACAUGGCCCUGUAUUGCGGCGACAACUUCGUAUACUCGCAGCCCGCCGCCGCGCCUGGUGCGCCCCCGACCUCCAGGGCACCCUAUGGGCUGUCCGACUACGCCGCACCGCCCGCUGCAGCCGCCAACCCCUACCUGUGGCUCAAUGGGCCCGGCGUGGGCGGCCCAGCCUCCGCUGCCAGCUACCUAGGGGCCCCGCCGCCGCCUCCCGGAGCUGCGCCCGGACCCUUCCUGCAGCCUCCAGCCGCUCCGGGCACCUUCGCGGGCGCCCAGCGGGGCUUCGCGCAGCCCUCGGCGUCCGCACCCGCCUCGCCCGCCGGCUCGGCAGCCCCUGGCGAGCUGGGCUGGCUGUCGAUGGCCAGCCGCGAGGACCUGAUGAAGAUGGUGCGACCACCCUACUCGUACUCGGCGCUCAUCGCUAUGGCCAUCCAGAGCGCGCCUGAGCGCAAACUCACCCUCAGCCACAUUUACCAGUUCGUCGCCGAUAACUUCCCUUUCUACCAGCGCAGCAAGGCCGGCUGGCAGAACUCCAUCCGCCACAACCUAUCACUCAACGACUGCUUUAAGAAGGUGCCCCGCGACGAGGACGACCCAGGGAAGGGUAAUUACUGGACUCUGGAUCCAAACUGUGAGAAAAUGUUCGACAACGGAAACUUCCGUCGGAAGCGAAGGCGCCGCGCGGAGGCCAGCAGUAACCUUACUGUGCCUUCAGGGACAUCAAAAUCAGAAGGGCAGUCCUCAAGACUAAGAGUGAGUGGGAAGCUGGAAGGAGACAGCCCCUCUUCUAUCCUGAGGCCAUCUCAGUCACCAGAGCCUCCAGAGGGCACCAAGAGUACUGCCUCCUCUCCUGGAGCAUCCACCCUCACCUCCACUCCGUGUCUCAACACUUUCCUCAGCACCUUUAACACCUUAAAUGUCAACUCCAGCAGCAGCAUGGGCAACCAGCGAACCCUCCCAGGCAGCCGUCGCCACCUAGGAGGGACCCAGCUGCCCUCCAGCACGUUCCCCAACACCUCCGUUCCAGACAGUUCUCCAGACUCCAUGCAGCUGAGCACUGUGGGUGGAAGCAACCAGCUGUCUUCCUACUACAACCCUUUCUCUGGUGGCAGCAGUGGGGACCAGAGCAGCCCCUUCAGCAGCCCUUUCUACAACUUCAGCAUGGUCAACAGCCUCAUCUACCCCCGGGAUGGCUCUGAUAUAUAGACA